AGAGAGAGAACGAGAGCGAGCGAGUGAGAGAGUGAGAGAGAGAGAGAGAGAGAAAGCGAGUGUUUGUUCUUGUGUGCAGUGCAAUGUGCUGAAGGUGUUUGGGAGAUUACACACUGAGUUACGAACAUGAAGUCUCCAUCCUGCACGGCCAACAUGGACUCGGUGAGAAAGGACAGCUUUUUGUGGGGAAAAGCUCCAACAGCUGUCAGUCUGAAGGAGAAGAAGCAGACUGAAACCAUCAUCAUGCACAAGAACAACAUUCUUGAUGAUAUCCAGAAACUCCGGUUGGAGAUCGAGACCGUCAUGAGCGAGAUCCACACCAUGGAGUCCAACGAGGAGAAUAAGAACAUUGUGAUGAGCAGAAUGUUCCUCUGCGGGAAGAAGAAGUUCAACAUGGAUCCCAUAAAGGGUAUCCAGUACCUGUUAGAUAAUGAUCUGUUGGAUGAAACUCCAGAGACGGUGGCUGAGUUUCUGUACAAAGAGGACGGACUGAACAAAACAGCCAUCGGGAACUUCCUCGGGGAAAGGGAAGAGUUCCAUCUACAGAUCCUGAAAGCUUUCGUAGAUCUCCACGAGUUCUCCGACCUGAACCUGGUGCAGGCUUUGAGGCAGUUUCUAUGGAGCUUCCGUCUCCCGGGUGAGGCUCAGAAGAUUGAUCGCAUGAUGGAGGCCUUCGCUCAGAGAUACUGUACCUGCAACCCCGGCGUCUUUCAGUGCACAGACUCUUGUUAUAUUCUGUCCUUCUCCAUCAUCAUGCUGAACACCAGCCUGCACAACCCCAACGUGAAAGAGAAGACCACUCUGGAGCGCUUCAUCAGCAUGAACCGAGGCAUCAACCAGGGAGGAGAUCUUUCCAGUGACCUCCUGACCAAACUGUACGAGAGCAUAAGAAGUGAACCGUUUAAGAUCCCGGUGGAUGAUGGGAACGACCUCACACACACCUUCUUUAACCCCGACCGGGAGGGAUGGUUGCUCAAAGAGGGGGGCAGAGUGAAGACCUGGAAGAGGAGGUGGUUUAUUCUGACAGACAGCUGCCUGUACUACUUCCAGUACACCACUGACAAAGAACCCAAGGGGAUCAUUCCUCUGGAGAACCUGAGCAUCAGAGAGGUGGACGACCCACACAAACAGUUUUGCUUUGAGCUCUUCAUCCCUCACAGUAAAGGACAGAAGAUAAAGGCGUGUAAAACAGACCCGGAUGGUCGAGUGGUUACGGGGAAACACCAGGCGUACAAGAUCAACGCUGCUUCUGCUGAGGAGAGAGACGACUGGGUUCAGGCUAUCAGAGCCUGCAUCACUAAAGACCCGUUCUACGACCUGGUGUCGGCUCGCAAACGCAAAAUCAUCACCAACAACAACAGCAACACCAUAUAGUGCAGUAACUGAAGCAUAGCGUAACUGAUUUCUUCAUCAUCCCACCAACCUCCGACUAUUGCAGAGUCACUGGGAGGUGGAAUAAAUUCCCCUGAAUUGAGGGAGAAGGUCACUCUGGAGUCAGACUGAGACGGGUGAAGACCACAGAGCGGUUCUAAACCCACUGCCUGGAGUUCUCACACCUACACUUCCUCGUUUCUGUAUAAACUGCUUUUAUCUCUUGGUGCUGAGCUAAGAAAUUAUUUUCAUAAUUUAUUUUUGGAAAUAAAACCUGACACACACACACACACACACACACACACACACACACUUCCCCUACAUAUCAGCAUUAACUCUAAAAAGUAGUAGUUUGCUGUAAGUCUCAGGGGGGGCGGAGCUUAAUUUAGUGCAUUGUGUAGUUUUUUAUUUCAAAAAUUUUAUGUAAAUACUGACUUUAUUAAAAUCAGGUUAUAAAGCUGACACUGUACAUACACUCUCUCAGGGUCCAAUCAAGCCCUAUGUCAUAUGAUGUGUGUUUUUUCUGUGUUGUAAAUGUUUUUAGAAUAAACCGACGGUGUAAUUAA
This is a messenger RNA of Clarias gariepinus (North African catfish), 1937 nucleotides long. Its product is annotated as cytohesin-2-like. Gene Ontology annotation, biological process: regulation of ARF protein signal transduction. Bases 127 to 1374 code for a protein of 415 amino acids. The record is from RefSeq and is a predicted model, not a curated record. Gene Ontology annotation, molecular function: guanyl-nucleotide exchange factor activity. NCBI's taxonomy places the organism in Eukaryota, Metazoa, Chordata, Actinopteri, Siluriformes, Clariidae. The transcript is spliced from 14 exons.